This is a messenger RNA of Dioscorea cayenensis subsp. rotundata (Guinea yam), 714 nucleotides long. Its product is annotated as acyl transferase 10-like. The record is from RefSeq and is a predicted model, not a curated record. The annotation marks the transcript as partial. Lineage: Eukaryota; Viridiplantae; Streptophyta; Magnoliopsida; Dioscoreales; Dioscoreaceae. The transcript has 2 exons.
UUUGAUGGAGUAGGAACAAGGCAGUUCUUGAAAGCUAUUGGAGAAAUAGCAAGAGGAUACAACCAAUCAUCCAUCCCUCCAAUUUGGUGCAGGGCUGAAAUGCCCAUAAAGCAACAAGAUUCAAAUCCAAACAACUCACCAAUACCACCACCAUCAUCUUCUUCAGCUCUAAUGACCCUACAAAGAAAAUUCAUAGACAUCCCUCCACACCAAAUCACCAAAAUGAUGAACAAACUCAUCAAUCAAAAGUGCUCCACAUUUGAUGUCCUUGUUGCAAAGCUUUGGAGAAGUAAACUCAGAGCCAUCAAAACUAACCCUGAUGUUCCUGCCCAACUUGCCUUUGAGAUUGAAACUUCAUGUGGGAAGGUUGUUAAUGGUAGUUUUUCUGAGGUUGUGGAGUUGAUACAAGAUGCAAAGAGAGGCCUUGCAAGUGAGUUCAAUGCUUGGGUUAGUGGUGGAUGUAAAGCUAAAGACAUGAAAUUGAGUUAUGUGAAGAUAAUUGUUAAUGAUUGGACUAGUAUAAGAUUUGAAGAUGUGGAUUAUGGAUGGGGGACAGCAAUGAGCAUGAUACUUGUUGAAGAUGUGCCUCUUCUUCCAACUUGUUUGUUCACGAAGACGCCGAAGUUGCUGAAUGGUGUUCGAUCAGUUACAAGUUGUGUCAAAGAAGAAUACAUGGAGGAGUUCAUCAACCAAUUGAACAAUUUCGAUGAUUAA